Phodopus roborovskii (desert hamster) is the source of this 2081-nucleotide messenger RNA. RefSeq names its product flavin containing dimethylaniline monoxygenase 2 (gene Fmo2). Gene Ontology annotation, molecular function: N,N-dimethylaniline monooxygenase activity; flavin adenine dinucleotide binding; NADP binding. The record is from RefSeq and is a predicted model, not a curated record. NCBI's taxonomy places the organism in Eukaryota, Metazoa, Chordata, Mammalia, Rodentia, Cricetidae. Bases 132 to 1751 code for a protein of 539 amino acids. The transcript has 9 exons.
CACAGUGCUCAGGAAGAAGAAAGCUCCUCCCACUUCUCCCAGCCUCUUCCAUCUCUUAAAAGCUCACAUCUCUCUGCACACCACCCACAGAGGAAACUCUUCUGCCAAAGGGACAGUGCUGAAAAGCACAAAUGAAGAAGACAAUGGCAAAAAAGGUUGCGGUGAUUGGAGCAGGUGUCAGUGGCCUGAUCUCUCUGAAGUGCUGUGUGGAUGAGGGUCUGGAGCCCACUUGCUUUGAAAGGACUGAAGACAUCGGAGGACUGUGGAGAUUCAAAGACAACGUGGAAGAUGGCCGAGCAAGCAUCUAUCACUCUGUCAUCACCAACACCAGCAAAGAAAUGUCCUGCUUCAGUGACUUCCCAAUGCCUGAAGAUUUCCCCAAUUUCCUGCACAACUCUAAACUCCUGGAAUAUUUCAGGAUUUUUGCCAAGAAGUUUGAUCUCCUAAAAUAUAUUCAGUUUCAGACAACCGUCAUUAGUGUGAGAAAACGUCCAGAUUUUGCAUCUUCUGGGCAAUGGGAAGUUUCUACUCAGAGCAAUGGCAAGGAGCAACGUGCUGUCUUUGACGCAGUUAUGGUUUGCAGCGGCCAUCACAUCCAACCUCACCUGCCACUGAAGUCGUUUCCAGGUAUCGAGAGGUUCAAAGGGCAGUAUUUCCAUAGUCGCCAGUACAAGCACCCAGAUGGGUUUGAGGGGAAACGCAUCCUGGUUGUUGGAAUAGGCAACUCGGCCUCAGACAUUGCCUCUGAACUCAGUAAGAAGGCCUCACAGGUGUUUAUCAGCACCAGGCAUGGUGCCUGGGUCAUGAGCCGAAUCUCUGAAGAUGGCUACCCUUGGGACAUGGUGUUCCACACUAGAUUCAGCUCCAUGCUCCGAAAUGUCCUACCACGAACAGUUGUCAAGUGGAUGAUGGAACAGCAAAUGAAUCGUUGGUUCAACCAUGAAAAUUAUGGCCUGGUGCCUCAAAACAAAUACCUUAUGAAAGAACCUGUGCUAAACGACGAUCUCCCCAGUCGGGUGCUGUAUGGAGCCAUCAGAGUGAAAACGAGAGUGAAGGAGCUCACAGAGACUGCUGCGGUUUUUGAUGAUGGCACCGUGGAGGAAGACAUUGAUGUCAUUGUCUUUGCCACUGGCUACACUUUCUCUUUCCCUUUCCUUGAAGAGUCCCUUGUGAAAGUGGAGGAUAAUAGGGUCUCGCUGUACAAAUCCAUGUUCCCCCCUCACCUGGAGAAGCCAACCCUUGCAUGCAUAGGUCUUAUCCAGCCUCUAGGAUCCAUCUUCCCAACUGUGGAGCUUCAGGCGCGAUGGGCAACAAGAGUUUUCAAAGGCUUGUGUAGCUUGCCCUCAGAGACUACUAUGAAGGUGGACAUUGUUGAAAGGAAUGAAAAAAGAAUUGACCUGUUUGGAAAAAGCCAGAGCCAGAUACUGCAGACCAAUUAUGUUGACUACCUGGAUGAACUUGCCUUGGAGAUAGGUGCGAAACCAGACCUCGUCUCUCUCUUUUUCAAAGAUCCUAAACUGGCUGUGAAACUCUACUUUGGGCCCUGCAAUUCCUACCAGUACCGCCUGGUUGGACCUGGGCAGUGGGAAGGAGCUAGGAAUGCCAUCCUCACCCAGAAGCAGAGAAUUCUGAAGCCCUUAAAAACCCGCACUCUGCAGCCUUCAUCCAACAACCCAGCAUCCUUCCUGCUCAAAAUCCUGGGGCUUUUGGCUGUUGUUCUAGCCUUCUUUUUCCAACUUCAAUGGUUCUAAUCUGUCAGCAUAACACUUUUGUCCAUCAGUGCCUCUCAUUUAUCAGUGUCUCUUUGAAAAAAAGACUAAAGAAAUUACAUUUAUAUUAUAAUUUUUACAAUUCAGGAGAGCAAGUAGGAGAACUAAUAGGGAGAUUAGAAGAAUUACAGCUAGAUAUAAAACUAAAAUUAAGGUCAUGGAAUAUCUUUAUCAUCAUACUCUUUCCUCGAAUUCAUCAGUAUCCAAACAGUAUUAUACAAUAACACCAACACAGGUAGAUAGUGCUUUCAGACACAGCAAGUUUUGAUUUAUAUGAAAAAGCUAAUUAUGCAGAAUAAGAAACAAGUCAUA